GCGGCGCGCAUUUUAACCAAAUAUGAUCAACAGUUUUAGUGUGGCAGGUGCGGGCGCAGGUGCUGCGGCGACUGCUGCAAUUACACUGCAUUUUAACUACAACAACAACAGCAGCAGCAGCAACAACAACAACAACAACAAUAAUAACAGCAGUGGCAUUAAAAUUGUGCCAGCAGCAUCAAAUGAGCACAAAAGCCAAAGUUUAAUCAACAAUGCCGCCCCAGCAACAACAAAAGCAGAAACAAACACAACAACCACUCCAAAAAUAUUUCAAAUAACAUCAACCGAAGUUGAGGCAAAGCAUUUUCUAAUGACUUUUCCCCAACAACAACAACAACAACAACAGCAGCAGCAGCAGCCGAAGCAAAAGGCAGGCGCCUCACUGAAAUGGAUGCCGCCUGGCAAAGUAAAUACCUCAGCAAGCACCAAAGAGCCGCAGCUUAGACAAGUCAGCAUUCAGUCCAGCAGCAACAACAAGCAGCAGCAGCAGCAACAACAGUUGCAACUAGCAACAACAACAACAGGGUUAGCCAAAAGUGCCUUUAUUGAAGCAUGGACAAUGCCACAGCAACAACAACAACAACAAAGGACUGAGGACCAAGAAAAUGCCUUUCGCCAAAUCGAAGAUGUACACAAUUAUGCCAAACUGCAGCAUCAUCAUCAGCAGCAACAACAACAACAGCAGCAGCAGCAACAACAUCAACAUCAGCACAGCAGCAGCAGCGAACUGGGCGAGGAGGAUGAAGAGGACGACGACGACGAUGACGACGAGGAGGAUGAGGAUGAUGAUGAGGAAGAGGAGCGGGGGCGGGAGCCAACAAAGAAAACCCAUCUAAAUGUGCCCAUCAACACAAACAAUGAUGAUGAUUCCGAGGAGCAUGUCGAGGUGGAUGUGGUCACUGUGACGCCAACGGCAACAACUGUAGCAACAGCGGCGGCGGCGGCGGCGGCAGCGGCAGCUACAGCACCACAACUACAACUGCAGCAGGAGCAGCUGAUGUCCAAGGUGGAUCAGGAGCAUAUGCGGCCGGAGCAUCAUGCACGGCGUCCCAUGAACGCAUUUCUCAUAUUCUGUAAAAGGCAUCGCGCCAUUGUCAAAGAGCGCUACAAAUCGCUGGAGAAUCGAGCCAUCACAAAAAUACUCGGCGACUGGUGGGCCGCACUGGAUGAGCAGGAGAAGCAGUGCUUCACCGAUCUGGCGCAGCAGAACAAAGAUGCCUUCUUCAAUGCCAAUCCCAAUUUCAAAUGGUACAAACUGCCCGCACCGCCGCUGCGCACGCUCGCCACCCGUCCCAGCAACGCGUCCACCGGACAAAUUAAUGAGGAGCCGCUGCAGCCGCAUGCACCACAGCAGCACCUACAGUGGGCGCCCAAUGAUGUGGCGCAUAUGCUGCGCAGCAACUAUUUCAAGUUUGCGGACGAGACGCAAAUGGGUGAGCUGAGCGCAUUGCUCAGCGCCAAUGCGGGCAGUGUGCCGGACAAGGAUUAUGCGUUGCAGCAGGUGCUCAGCGAGACGACACAGUUCCUGAGCACGCACAUGCCCAGCAACAACAACAACAAUAAUAAUAACAAUAAUAAUUGUAAUAAUAAUAAGCGACUGCUGGACAGCGGCAGCAAUUCGAGCGAGGAGGAGGAGCGCGGCACGCCCAGCAAAAAGCUAAAGACCGCGCGCAGCUGCAAGGGCAAAAUCUAUCAGGAACUAAUCAAUUCUGGCCAACUGGCGGCCAUUGUCAAGAAGUCCAAAUGUCGCCUCAACAGUGGCGGCAGCAACAACGAUGCCAACAGCAACACGCCGCCAAUUUCGCCAACAAACAACGUUGUCGCCUCAGUCGGACAGCUGCUGCCGGAGCCGGAGACGACAGCGGUGCGUGUGGCGGCAAACGAAUUCGAUUUGGAGGAGAAGAUCAGGGAGCUGCCGGCGCUCAGUUUGGAUGCCUAUUUGCAGCGCAAGCGCAGCACCAAAAAGAAGAAGAAAUUCAGCAGCAGCAAAAAGCAACGGAACCCCAACUGCAACACUAACAGCACACCAGCAGCAACUGUUGCCAACGUGUCAACAGCAACAGCAGCAACUGUUGCUGCCGUGGGCAGCCAGAAGCGCAAGGCGCGCAAGGAGAGCAUCACGCGUCGCGAUGUCAGCGCCAUCGAGCAGGAGGUGGCCUCCAUAUUGCCGCUGACCAUAAAUGGUUGCUACUAUUUCAAUGAGACGCGCGCAGCGGCAGCAGCAGCAACAGUUGCCGCAACAACAGCAACAGCAACUGUUGCCGCAUCGCCGCCGCUGUCGUCGUCAUCGUCCUCGACGCUGUCCGUCUACGAGCCGGCCGGCUAUGAUGUGACCACUACCUCAGAUCUGCUCAUUCUCGCCGAGGUGGCCGCCAAUCGCACCGAGCUGACCAAGUCCAACUAGCAGCAGCAGCAGCAUCAGCAGCAGCAGCAGCAGCAACAUCUUUUUGUUGCGACUGUACUUAUCCGCAUAUGUAUUUACAGGCAUUGACAACCAAUUAGAAACCAAACCAAAUUUAGACCAAUUUUCAAAAUAGGCCCUAGUUGGAAAGUCAGACUUAAGGAAAAAACAAACAAAAAAAAAAAAAAACAAGCAAAGCUUAACAACAAAUUAUUAACAGAUAGCUUAAAGAAAAGGCACUUUCACUGCUUUCUAAGCAAUUGAUUCAAUUGACUUUGUUUGCAACUCAACUAAAUAGAAACAAAUCCAAUAUUAAAAUGUGCACGUAAAAGUUUUUUACAAAUUUUAGCCACGCCCCCUAGGGGUCUAUAGUUUAAAAAUUCUAUUUCUAGAUAUCUCUCGAGAGAGGUAGAAAAAAAGAAGUAUGCAUCAGUCACGCCUAGAUCAAUUUGCAAGUCACAGUUUGAGAGACACUGCCAGCAAGUAGAUACCUUUUUUUUUUUUUUUUUAGCUGUUUUAACAGGGUAUUGCGCUGUCGUGCAGCAAAGUACUUCAAGCAAAAAGAGGAAAAAUAUUAAAAAAAAAAAAACUAUGGCUCGUGUAACGAAAA
This is a messenger RNA of Drosophila virilis, 3011 nucleotides long. RefSeq names its product bobby sox (gene bbx). Lineage: Eukaryota; Metazoa; Arthropoda; Insecta; Diptera; Drosophilidae. Gene Ontology annotation, biological process: regulation of transcription by RNA polymerase II. The record is from RefSeq and is a predicted model, not a curated record. Gene Ontology annotation, cellular component: nucleus. Gene Ontology annotation, molecular function: RNA polymerase II transcription regulatory region sequence-specific DNA binding; DNA-binding transcription factor activity, RNA polymerase II-specific.